Messenger RNA from Talaromyces proteolyticus, 363 nucleotides. RefSeq lists its product as uncharacterized. The transcript has 3 exons. NCBI's taxonomy places the organism in Eukaryota, Fungi, Ascomycota, Eurotiomycetes, Eurotiales, Trichocomaceae. Bases 1 to 363 code for a protein of 120 amino acids. The record is from RefSeq and is a predicted model, not a curated record.
AUGUCGGGUCGCCAAGUGUCCCACGGUCGCGGCGGCGCAGGGAACAUCCACACGGAUGGCAAGCCGCCCUCGCCCGCCGACCUCGUCACCCCCACCAUCAAGCAGGACUUCUACACCACCGGCCGCGGGGGUUCAGGCAACAUGAUGUUCAACGACAAGGAGCGUCCAGAAAUCGCGCGUGGUAGUCAGGAUGUCGAGGAGCCGCCGAAGCGGUCGCAGGAGAACAUCCAGUUUACUGGCCGCGGUGGUGUCGCCAACGCUGUUAUCCCCAGUGUCGAGGAACAGAAAGCCAAAGCCACUAACUCUGAACCACGAGAGCGAGUGCCAUCGAAGGAACGGCCUAAGGGGGUACCUGGUGCAUAA